CUUCACUUUCUCUCUACUAAUUUUUCUUCAUUUUCCUUUCUUUAGGUGAAUAAGCAUUUGAAGCAAAUGGAGAAUGUAAAUAAAGAAUUCCCAUCGGUUGAGAAUGCACAGAUGACUGGACAUAAGGAUUCUCAAGGUCGUCCACUAGACUCUAACAUGGCCCAGAAGAAGUUGAGAAGAUUAAUGGCAAGUAGAGAGUACUCUCAGAAGUAUCGUAUGAAGCAACUCCACUAUAUUCUGCAACUUGAAACUGAAGUGAAAGCUCUCCAAGCUGAAGUUUCCAUUAUCUCUCCAAGAAUUAAGUAUGUCGAUCGUCAGAAUUCUUUACUACGAGUGGAAAAUGGGUCAAUAAAACAUAGGCUUUCUACCUUUUCUAGUGACCUUAUGAUCAAAGAAGCUCAAUAUGGGGAACUGAAGAAGGAAAGGGACAUCUUGAAACAAUUUUAUGUGGUGAAUCAACAACAAUUCCCUGAGUAUUUCAACGCAAUACCAACUACUACUGGGAAUUUUUUGCAGUUUGGGAGCCUCUUACGUUUUUAGUCCUUUUACGGGACUUUAAGAACAAUGGCUAAUAAGAAAUUGAGUCAUGAAUAAACAUGUACUUUAUUCAUUUAUCUGUUUCUUUGUCGUGUGUUUCAUGUACUUUUCUAUCUUGGAUUUAUUUCUUUUGUAUGUUGGAUGUGCUUUCUAUUUUGAUUUAUUUGAAUGUAAUAGUGGAACUAUUAAAUGGAGAAGUUUUAAAUUUUGAUU
Molecule: messenger RNA, 750 nt
Organism: Ricinus communis (castor bean)
Lineage: Eukaryota; Viridiplantae; Streptophyta; Magnoliopsida; Malpighiales; Euphorbiaceae
Product: basic leucine zipper 34-like
Exons: 5
Coding region: 67-540 (157 amino acids)
Biological process (GO): positive regulation of DNA-templated transcription
Cellular component (GO): nucleus
Molecular function (GO): DNA binding; DNA-binding transcription factor activity
Source: RefSeq, a predicted model, not a curated record